Zingiber officinale is the source of this 494-nucleotide messenger RNA. RefSeq lists its product as uncharacterized. Bases 1 to 486 code for a protein of 161 amino acids. NCBI's taxonomy places the organism in Eukaryota, Viridiplantae, Streptophyta, Magnoliopsida, Zingiberales, Zingiberaceae. The transcript has 4 exons. The record is from RefSeq and is a predicted model, not a curated record.
AUGAAGGAUUUUGGAUCUGUCGCUUGUUUUCCCUUUCUCCACCACGCCGGCUUCCCCCUAGCGACGCCGAACCCUAGCUGUCUCCAUCGCCGCCUCUCAGCACCGACCCGAGCCCUCUUCGUUCCCCUUUCUCCUUCUUCAUCGCGGCGCCGGCGACGCUCGACCCGCCGCCGGCCGAGCCUCCUUCUCCCCUCCCCUUUCUAUUUCACCGUGCCCUUGUUUUCUCUACAUUGGGGCAUCAACUUACUAGAAAAGAGGUUCUCCAGAAACGCACUGACAGAGGAAGAAAAGAAGGCUUUCAAGAAACUAUUGAAAGAAGAUGGCUACUAUACGAUCAGAGUGUCAUCUAAUGUGUUAGAUCCUCCGGGAAGAGAUUUUGUUGUUUCAUCAGUCAGAGUUAUUGGCGAAUGCAUUUAUGAUGCUUUUGCCAGCAAUGAUGUCAACUGGAUGAUAUGUAGAGUUUGGUUCAAUCUAAAGUUACUGUGAUGAAGACA